Lampris incognitus (smalleye Pacific opah) is the source of this 864-nucleotide messenger RNA. RefSeq names its product sulfotransferase 2B1-like. Gene Ontology annotation, cellular component: cytoplasm. The transcript is spliced from 7 exons. The record is from RefSeq and is a predicted model, not a curated record. Lineage: Eukaryota; Metazoa; Chordata; Actinopteri; Lampriformes; Lampridae. Gene Ontology annotation, molecular function: sulfotransferase activity. Bases 1 to 864 code for a protein of 287 amino acids. Gene Ontology annotation, biological process: sulfation.
AUGACAGAGACAGAGUUAUACAGUGUGUACAAAGGGGUCAACCUCCCUACACGUACACACACACCGGAGAGCCUUCGGUACUAUGAAGAGUUUUUUUCCCACUCAGAUGACAUUGUCAUUGUGACCUAUCCCAAGUCUGGUACAACAUGGAUGCAGGUGAUAGUCCCACUGAUCCAAAGUGGAGGGGAUCUCACCACCAUUCAGACAUUGCCCACCUGGGACCGAGCUCCCCGGCUGGAGGUGUACAAGACCCCUUUCCUCAACCUGGAAGACAGGCCAUCUCCGCGUCUAUUCGUUACACACUACCACUACAGCAUGAUGCCUCCGUCUUUCUUAAAAGUCAAGCCAAAGGUCGUCUAUGUCAUGAGGAACCCCAAAGAUAUGUUUACAUCUUCAUUUCACUUCUAUGGGAUGACUUCCUACCUGGUCAAGUCAGGCACACAGACUCAAUCCUUAAUGGAAAAAGUUGCUGGAAGAGUGAUAUAUGGCUCGUGGUUUGAUCACGUCAAGGGCUGGCUGAAUGUUAAAAACAAAGAGAACAGUAUGUACAUUUCCUAUGAGGAAAUGAUUAUGGACCUAAAAGAUGCUGUAGCAAGGAUUGCCCAAUUCAUGGAGAAACCAUUGAAUUCUGAGGUGAUACAGAAAAUAGCAGACCAAUGUAUUUUCAUGAAUAUGAAAAAGAACAAGACGUCCAACUAUUCAUUGGUGUCGAGGGAGUUUAUGGACCAGACAAAGUCAGAGUUUCUCAGAAAAGGGAUUGCUGGGGACUGGAAAAACCUACUAACUGUGGCAGAGGCAGAAUACUUUGAUAACUUUUACAAAGAAGAAAUUAAAAAUGUGCAAUACAAAUUUGCAUGGGAUUAA